AUGAUGCUCUCGGACCUCGUCGCCGCUGUGCACGCCUCGCCGCUACGCGGCGUGGUUGCGGUGACUGGGGGUGGCGCCGGGGCGCUCGCCGAGUUGCUCUCACGGCCGGGAGCUUCGGGAACGGUGCUCGAAGCGGUCGUGCCUUACAGCGGAGCUUCUCUCUCGGAGUGGCUGGGAGCUCCCCCAGAUCAAGCGUGCAGCGAGAAGACCGCACGCGGCAUGUCGAUGACGGCGUGGAUUCGGGCGAGGAAGCUCGACGCUGGCGAGCCGCGCGAGCUUUUCGGGUUGGGAUGCACGGCCGCCUUGGCGACCGACCGUCCGAAACGGGGCGACCACCGCGCGUUCGUCGCCGUCCAGACCGCCGCGCGAACGCUUGUGGUUUCGCUCCGCUUCGACAAGUCGGACACUUCGCGUGCCGCCGAAGAGCGGGCUACCACGCACGCGAUUCUCGCGGCCCUGGCGGACGCGGCGGGCGCGCACCAGCUCGACCUGGCCAAGACGCCGCCGGGCAUUGAGGCCUCGGUGAGCGAGACGAUCGCCGACCCCGAGUGGGCCGAGUUGCUGCUCGGCGAACGUGCGGUGUGCGUCGUCCACGGCGCCCCGCCACCCCGCGAAACCGACGUUUGCCUGUUGCCCGGGUCUUUCAAUCCCCCGCACGAAGGCCACCGAGAGAUCGCCACGGAGGCCUUGCGGAGGACGGGCAGGCCCGUGGUGUACGAGUUGUCGAUCACCAACGUCGAGAAGCCACCCCUCGAUUACGCCGAGAUCGAGCAGCGCCUAUCCACGCUCGCGGAUAGCCCCGUGUGGCUGACCCGUGCGACGACCUUCGUCGAGAAAGCGCGACUAGCGCCCGGCGCGGUGUUCGCCGUCGGCGCCGACACGAUCGAGCGCAUCGGCCGUGGACGCUACUACGCGAGCGAAGCGGCUCGUGACGCGGCGAUCGCCGAGCUGGCGAGCUUGGGCUGUCGCUUCCUCGUGUUCGGCCGCGUCAGCGGCGACCGAUUCGUGACGCUCGACCAGGUCGACCUGCCCUCAAGCCUACGCGUUCUUUGCGAACCGCUGACCGAGGCGGAGUUCCGCUGCGACGUCUCCUCGACCGACCUGCGUGGUGUCGGUCACGCCGGCGAAGACGAGCCCCGCCCCGACGAAGGCGGCCAGGCCAAGCCAGGCGGGAUGCACCGCGACGCCGAGGGCGACGCCCGUCAGCACCAGCGACCCCGCCGCGAUCCGAACCUGACGCUCCAACGAGAUCGCCUUGCGCCCGCGGACGAGUGGCAGUCCGGCGACCUCGCACGCCAGCGUGCCGCCGGCCACGUUCCGCACGUCGGCGACGCCUGCGUCGGCCAGCUUGUCGCAAGCCAUCUGGCUGCGGCCACCCUUCUGACACACAACGAACAACGGCCCGGUGUGUUCGACGUACCGUUCCGGCGUGAGCCGAUCGAGCGGCACGUUCUCCGCCCCGCGGACGUGGGCUUCGCCGAACUCGGCCGGGGUCCGGACGUCGAUCAGUGUAGUUCCUCGCGGGCGGGCUUGGGGGCGUGCGGCGGGACCUCGCUCCAUGAUACGGCCCGCUCCGUGGCGGGCACGCCCCAAGCGGGAUUGUUUCGUAUGGCGAUCCACGCUGCAGCCGCCUCCGCCCCGCUGGCGCCCCGUGAAUUGCGAGCCGGGCGGCGGCGGCUUACGAUCCGCUGUUCGCAACGGUCCGCGUCUUCUCGCUGGGAGCCCACGCCGCUGAUGCCCGCCAAUUCCCUGUACGCCGGCGUCGACAUCGGCGGCACGAACAUCAAGAUCGGGCUGGUCGACGACAGCGCCCAGACGGUGGCGUACGAGUCGAUUCCCACGCAGCAAGACCGGGGGCCGGAGGACGCCGCCGCUCGCGUCGCUGCGUCGCUGGAGAAGCUCGCCAAGGAGGCGGGCGCCUCGUUCGCUGAGAUCCCGGCCGUCGGCCUCGCCUCGCCGGGCCCAAUGGACCUCGGCACCGGCAUGCUGCUCUGCCCCGGCAACUUGCCGGCCUGGCACAACACGCCGCUGCGUGACGUGUACGCCAAGGCGACCGGCAAACCCGUCAACUACGAGAACGACGCCAACGCCGCCGCGUACGGCGAGUUCUGGGCCGGCGCCGGCGACCGGUUCGACAGCCUGGUCGCCGUGACGCUGGGGACGGGCGUCGGCGGCGGCGUGAUCAUCGACGACCAAGUGAUCGACGGCGCCCACAGCUGCGGCGGCGAGAUCGGCCACAUCCUCGUCGACUGCGACGACAACGCCCCGCUCAACUCGCUGGGAGUCCGCGGGACACUCGAGGGGUACUGCGGCAGCUACGGCGUCGUCCACCAGGUUCGCCGCAUCCUGGCGGACCGAUUCGUCGAGACCUCGCUGCGCGACUCGGUCGACGCCGGCGAGAAGCUGACGCCCCUCUUGGUCGCGAACGCCGCCGAGGCCGGCGACGAGGUGGCGCUGAGCGUCGUGAUGCACACCGCGAAGAUGCUCGCAAUCGGCAUCGUGACGGUGAUCCACACAGUCGACCCGGAAGCGGUUGUGAUCGGCGGCGCCCUGACGUUCGGCGGAGCUGGCCACGUGCUCGGCGAGCGUUUUCUGGCCGCGGUCCGCGAGCACGUCGACGCCCGGCUGAUCCCCAGCCUCCGCGGCCAGAAGGCGAUCGAGUUCGCCAAGCUCGGCGGCAAGGCGGGCUACAUCGGCGCCGCGGGGCUGGCGCGGGCGAAAGCCUGA
Messenger RNA from Cladocopium goreaui, 2727 nucleotides. The record is from the annotation of a GenBank genome assembly. NCBI's taxonomy places the organism in Eukaryota, Dinophyceae, Suessiales, Symbiodiniaceae.